Amphibalanus amphitrite is the source of this 2194-nucleotide messenger RNA. Its product is annotated as A disintegrin and metalloproteinase with thrombospondin motifs 18-like. The record is from RefSeq and is a predicted model, not a curated record. The transcript has 3 exons. Bases 134 to 1894 code for a protein of 586 amino acids. NCBI's taxonomy places the organism in Eukaryota, Metazoa, Arthropoda, Thecostraca, Balanomorpha, Balanidae. Gene Ontology annotation, molecular function: metalloendopeptidase activity. Gene Ontology annotation, biological process: proteolysis.
GUGAGCAAGUCGCACACCGACUCCACUGGGCUCCGGUCCUCUGCAAACUAGGGAGACGCUUUGGCUCGUCACCCUAGUCAAAAACAACUAGCUAAAUUUUGCACACUCAAGGUGCACAAAAAUAAAGCUUAAAAUGGAGUUCUCUCUGCUAUAUAUUGUGGCACUGCUGAGCUGUGCUGCAGCCCUCCAGGCGUCCUCUGCGGACGAGCUGGCCACGGCCGCCUCACACACAGCUCCGCGGCACACGCUGCAUCUCCACCUCUCCGUGGACGAGCUGCGCCACGUGUUCGCCGUCGAGCGCCACGAGGACGUGCCAGAGUACGACCUCUUCCACGUGAGCUCCAGACGAAAGCGCAGCCUCAACGGCCGGCACCGGCGCAGCGUUCACGUGCAAGCGUUCGGUGACCAGGUCGACCUGGACCUGGAGAUGAACCGCGAGAUCGACAACCACAUCCGGCUCUUCUACGCCGACGGCGCCGAUAGCGACAUCAACAUCGAGCGCGUCGAGGGCGACACGGACAUGUACGUGGGCGAGCCGUACCAGGACGUGAGUCGCGAGGCGGCGCUGCUGGUCAACCACGCCGACGACGACACGCUGCAGCUGAACGGCGUGGUGUCCGACCUGGUGAUCGCGCCGGCACCGAGGCGCGUGCACCACCACUACCCGUCGUCCCAUGACGACGACGCGCUGCUGGCUGACGACCAGGAGCCGCUGGACGGGUCCGAGAGCCACGACAGCACGGCCCGGCUGCGCCAGCGCCGCUCGACACCGCCGGUCACACGAGGACUGCACGUCAUCUACAAGCGCGCCGCCUCGCCGUCGUCGUCCACCGGCUCAGCUCCCAUCGACCACGAAGACUCGCUGCUGGUGGAGAAAGAGCCGGCCGCCAGCGAUUCUGAUCCUAUUACUAAGUCUUCUAGUCGCCAAAAACGCGACACCUCUGAUCUUUACCCAGAGGUGUUACUGAUCGUUGACUACGAAACUUAUGCUGCGCACAACUUUCAAGCGAAGGCUGUCAAGCGCUAUUUGAUGAGCUUCAUGAACGCCGUGGACCUGCGUUAUAAAUCGGUAAGGUAUCCUUCCAUCACUCUCAAGGUGGCUGGCAUUGUCAUCAGCAAGACCAAGAGCGCUACGCCCUACUUGGAGAAGCACAUGAUCGGCGGGAAGGCGCUGAGUGCGAUCGCUGCCCUCGAGUCGAUCGGCCAGUACCUGUACACGGAGAAGCGGCUGCCGAGCUACGACCUGGCCAUGGUGUUGACCAAGCGCGACAUGUGCACGCCCAGCGGCCCGUGGGGACUCUGCAACAAGAUCACCGCCGGGUACGCCUACGUGGGAGGCGGGUGCAGCAUCAGCAGGUACUUCCACAAGAUCAACUCGGUGGCUCUGGUGGAGGACUCGACUGGUUUCUCCGGCAUCAUCGUGGCCGCGCACGAGAUCGGACAUCUGCUGGGAGCCGUGCACGAUGGCUCGCCGCCGGCAGCGUACCUGGGCGGGCCAGGGGCCAGCUCCUGUCCCUGGAGGGACGGCUAUAUCAUGUCGGACCUGCGGCGGGACCAAAGGGGUCUCCAGUGGUCCGUCUGCAGCCUCAAUCAGUUCGCUCACUUCGCCAGUGAUGAACGGUCUCGAUGCAUGCACAACUAUCCGUCAAAGUCAGGACAUUUGAAGUCAGGCACUGCACUGCCUGGGAAGCUCCUAAGCGUGGACGCGCAGUGCAAGCGGGACCGCGGCUCGAGCGCCUGUUUCAAGGACCAGCGCGUGUGCGCCGAGCUGUACUGCUUCGAGCCGUCCAGCGGCUACUGCGUGUCGUACCGGCCGGCGGCAGAGGGCUCCGCCUGCGGCCGCGGUCUGCACUGUAUCAACGGCCAGUGCGUGGCCGACAGCUUCUACUACUAGCUGUCGCUGCUGCUGCUGCUGCGGUUGUUACGUGCAGGCUGGCCCGCGGGCGGGUGCAGCCAUCUCUCAGGUACCUGACACACCUUUCCAUUAACCAUGAGAUUAGUACCACGGUUGUUUUCUGUGAUUCGUGUCAUGUAGUUGCUCUUACAUGCUCAUUCCAACACUGCCAUCAUCGAGAUAGACAUUCUGAUGUGCCAUCUGAUAGGGCUAGGUUUGCUGAGAAAUGAUUUGUUUUUGUGUAUACAUGUACAUGAUCUCCCAUGCAUUUUGCAUCGGUUUGUAGGAGUUCCUUCAAAC